CGGAGGCACACGGCGUGGAUGCGCAGACGUCGUGGUCGCCGUCCGCCGAAGAGGAGGAGGAGGAGGAGGAGGAAGGUUGAGGCGCCGCAGGAAAGCUGAGGAGCCCGGUGCUGUCGUCGCCUGCAGCCCGGAGCCCCGUCCUCGUCCCCGCCCGAGCCGCGGCGAUGGAUCCGGUCGCUGCACCGCCUCCCGGCCCGCGCUCCGCGCCGCCGCUCGGGGGCCCCGGCCCUCUGGGCGAGUUCCUGCCGCCGCCUGAGUGUCCGGUGUUCGAGCCCAGCUGGGAGGAGUUCGCCGACCCGUUUGCCUUCAUCCACAAGAUCCGGCCCAUUGCCGAGCAGACGGGCAUCUGUAAGGUGCGACCGCCGCCGGAUUGGCAGCCACCGUUUGCCUGUGAUGUUGACAAGCUCCAUUUCACCCCGCGCAUCCAGAGGCUGAAUGAGCUGGAGGCUCAAACUCGUGUGAAGUUGAAUUUCCUGGAUCAGAUUGCGAAGUACUGGGAGUUACAGGGAAGUACUCUGAAAAUCCCCCACGUGGAGAGGAAGAUCUUGGAUUUGUUUCAGCUUAACAAGUUAGUUGCAGAAGAAGGUGGGUUUACAGCUGUUUGCAAGGACAGAAAAUGGACCAAAAUUGCCACCAAGAUGGGGUUCGCUCCUGGCAAAGCUGUGGGCUCCCACAUCAGAGGGCAUUACGAGCGGAUCCUCAACCCCUACAACCUGUUCCUGUCCGGGGACAGUCUGAGGUGUCUGCAGAAGCCACACCUGGCCACAGACACGAAGGACAAGGAGUACAAACCUCACGACAUCCCCCAGAGGCAGUCGGUGCCCCCCUUGGAGACGGGCCCGCCCGCCCGCCGGGCCAAGCGCAUGAGGGCUGAGGCCAUGAAUAUUAAAAUAGAACUGGAGGAGACCACGGAAGCCAGAACUCAUAACCUCAGACGUCGAAUGGGUUGCCCAACUCCAAAGUAUGAAAACGAGAAAGAAGUAAAAAGCUGCAUCAAGCAAGAACCCAUUGAGAAGAAAGAGCAUGUUGUAGAGAGCGAGAGGGAGAAGCCCAAGAGUCGACCUAAGAAAACCACCAGUGCUGUGGACCUGUACGUUUGCCUCUUGUGUGGCAGUGGCAGCGACGAGGACCGGCUCCUCUUGUGCGACGGGUGUGAUGACAGCUACCACACCUUCUGCUUGAUCCCACCCCUCCAUGAUGUUCCCAAGGGAGACUGGAGGUGUCCCAAGUGUUUGGCUCAGGAGUGUAGUAAGCCGCAAGAAGCAUUUGGCUUUGAGCAAGCAGCCCGGGACUACACCCUCCGCACGUUUGGGGAGAUGGCAGAUGCGUUCAAGUCUGAUUACUUCAACAUGCCAGUGCACAUGGUUCCCACAGAACUGGUUGAGAAAGAAUUUUGGCGGCUGGUGAGCACCAUCGAGGAGGACGUCACGGUCGAGUACGGAGCCGACAUCGCCUCGAAGGAGUUUGGCAGUGGCUUCCCUGUCCGCGACGGGAAGGCCAGGCUCUCCCCCGAGGAGGAGGAGUAUCUUGAUAGUGGCUGGAAUUUGAACAACAUGCCCGUGAUGGAGCAGUCGGUCCUGGCGCACAUCACCGCCGACAUAUGUGGCAUGAAGCUGCCCUGGCUGUACGUGGGCAUGUGCUUCUCCUCGUUCUGCUGGCAUAUCGAAGACCACUGGAGCUACUCGAUCAACUACCUGCACUGGGGUGAGCCGAAAACCUGGUACGGUGUCCCUGGGUACGCCGCCGAGCAGCUGGAAGACGUGAUGAAGAGACUGGCCCCGGAGCUCUUUGUGUCCCAGCCAGACCUGCUGCACCAGCUCGUGACCAUCAUGAACCCCAACACCCUGAUGACGCACGACGUUCCCGUUUACCGGACUAACCAGUGUGCUGGGGAAUUCGUGAUCACGUUCCCGCGCGCCUACCACAGCGGCUUCAACCAGGGCUUCAACUUCGCUGAGGCUGUGAACUUCUGCACUGUGGACUGGCUGCCCCUGGGCCGCCAGUGCGUGGAGCACUACCGCCUGCUGCACCGCUACUGCGUGUUCUCCCAUGAUGAGAUGAUCUGCAAGAUGGCCUCCAAGGCCAGCGUCCUGGACGUUGUCGUGGCCUCGACCGUCCAGAAGGACAUGGCCGUCAUGGUUGAGGACGAGAGAGCUUUGAGAGAAGCCGUGCGUCAGCUGGGAGUGAUGGAUGCAGAGAGAAUGGAUUUUGAGCUGCUGCCGGAUGACGAGCGUCAGUGUAUCCGAUGCAAGACGACGUGCUUCAUGUCCGCCAUCUCCUGCGCGUGCUCGCCGGGCCUGCUUGUCUGCCUGCACCACGCGCGGGAGCUGUGUGCCUGUCCGCCCCACAGAUACAAACUGCGGUACAGAUACACCCUGGACGACCUCUACCCCAUGAUGAACGCAUUGAAGCUGCGAGCGGAGUCUUACAAUGAGUGGGCCUUGAAUGUGAAUGAUGCUCUGGAGGCGAAAGUCAACAAGAAGAAAAGCCUUGCCAGCUUCAAGGCUUUGAUUGAAGAGUCUGAGAUGAAGAAGUUCCCAGACAACGACCUUCUACGCCACCUUCGCCUCGUCACUCAGGACGCGGAGAAGUGUGCUUCUGUCGCACAGCAGCUGCUCAAUGGCAAGAGGCAGACCAGGUACCGGUCUGGUGGGGGGAAGUCCCCAAACCAGCUCACAGUGAGCGAGCUCCGCCAGUUCGUGACGCAGCUCUAUGCUCUCCCGUGUGUCCUCAGUCAGACGCCACUGCUGAAGGAUCUUUUGAGUCGUGUGGAAGAUCUCCAGCAGCGUAGCCAGAAGUUGCUCUCCGAGGAGAUGCCCGGUGCCGCCGAGCUGCAGGACUUGCUGGACGUCAGCUUCGAAUUCGAUGUUGAACUUCCACAGCUUGCUGAGAUGCGUGUCCGUCUGGAGCAGGCCCGUUGGCUAGAGGAGGUGCAGCAGGCUUGCCUAGACCCGAGCUCCCUCACUUUAGAUGACAUGAGGCGGCUCAUUGACCUGGGCGUGGGCCUGGCCCCGUACGCGGCCGUGGAGAAGGCGAUGGCGCGGCUGCAGGAGCUGCUUACGGUGUCAGAGCACUGGGAUGACAGAGCCAAGAGCCUCCUCCGAGCCAGGCCUCGGCACUCCCUGAGCAGCCUCACGGCGGCGCUGAAGGAGAUGGAGGAGAUCCCCGCGUACCUGCCCAGCGGGGCGGCUCUGAAGGACUCGGUGCAGAGAGCCAGGGACUGGCUUCAGGAGGUGGAGGCCCUGCAGGUUGGGGGCCGCGUGCCAGUGUUGGACACACUGGUGGAACUUGUCACUCGAGGCCGCUGUAUCCCAGUGCAUCUGAGCUCCCUCCCGAGACUGGAGUCGCUGGUGGCUGAGGUCCAGGCCUGGAAGGAGUGUGCCGCGAACACAUUCUUGAUGGAGAACUCCCCGUACUCGCUCCUGGAGGUGCUGUGUCCUCGCUGUGAUAUUGGCCCUUGGGGGUCAAAAAGGAAGCAGAGGAAGUUCAAGGAACCCUUGCCCAGUGGAAAGAAGAGGAGCAGCAGGCUGGAGACCCUGAGCGACCUGGAGAGGGCCUUAGCCGAGAGCAAGGAGACGGCUGCAGCUAUGGCGGCCCUCGGGGAGGCGCGCCUGAGGGAGAUGGAAGCCCUGCAGGCGCUGAGGCGAGCCAACGAGGGGAAGCUGCUGUCGCCGGGCCCCGACGCGGACACGAAGGUCUGCCUGUGCCAGCGAGGGCCCGCUGCCCCGAUGGUGCAGUGCGAGCUCUGCAGGGAUGCUUUCCACACGAGCUGCGUGGCCGCCCCCAGUGCCCCACAGGGCCCUCGCGUCUGGCUCUGCCCCCACUGCCGGCGGUCGGAGAAGCCUCCGCUGGAGAAGAUCCUGCCCCUGUUGGCCUCCCUGCAGCGCCUCCGUGUGCGCCUCCCCGAGGGCGACGCCCUGCGCUACAUGAUCGAGAGAACCGUGAACUGGCAGCACAGAGCCCAGCACCUGCUGUCGUCGGGGAGCCUGGCGUCUGUGCACGACCGGGCGGGCUCCGGACCGGCACACGGCAGGUGGCAGGCCUCGGCCGGACAGGCGCCGGACAGCAGCAAGGUGUCUCAGCCUCCUGGCACAGCGUCCUUUUCCUCGUCUGGUGACUGGGACGGCAGAGCCUCGUCCUCGCACUCGCCCUUCUCCGCAGGAUGGAGCUGCGUACCCCUCCAUGGUGUGAGUCCAGAAGUGGACGAGCUGCUGAUGGAAGCACAGCUGCUCCAGGUGGCCCUUCCUGAAACUCAGGAGCUGUACCGGACUUUACUUGCAAAGCCAAGUUCUACUCCGCAGGCUGACCGGAGCUCCCCAGUGCGGCCCAGCAGUGAGAAGAGUGACUGUUGCCGCGGGAAGCGAGACGGAGCCAACGGCCUGGAGAGGAAACUGAAGCGACGCCUGGACCGAGAAGGCCUUGCCCGCGAACGGUGGGAUCGGGCGAGGAGCGUGCGGACCCCCAGGAAGAAGAGAGUCAGACUGAGCCGCCCCGCGGACACGGACACUCUGCAGUCAGAGAGUGCACGCGGCUGUGACUUCGUCCACUCUGUGGACACGCAUUCCCUGCCCUCAGACACCUCCCAUUCCGAGCAGGAGGACUCUGAGGACGAAGACGCCGUCUGCCCGGCGGGGAGCUGCCUGCAGCCGGAAGGAGACGAGGUGGACUGGGUCCAGUGCGACGGCAGCUGCAACCGGUGGUUCCACCAGGUCUGCGUCGGUGUCUCCCCCGAGACGGCCGCGAAGGAGGACUACGUCUGCGUGCGCUGCACGGGGAAGGACGCGCCGGGCCGGAAGUAGACCCAGCGCGGCCCACACACUGGCGCUCGGGACUCCACCCAGGACGGCUCCGGGGCCUCAGCAGAGCUGCAGGACCGGGUCUAGGCCAGCCUGCAAACGGUGCUAUUUCUAUUCCUUAGGGAUCGUUUUUCCAGAACUCUUUGAAAAAAAGAAAAAACAACUAAAAAUUUUUUUGACACCUUUUGUAUUUUUUUUCUGAAGAGCGGUUUGUGGUGGCUGAGGUUUGAAGUGCUGACUGUUUUGCAGGGUCCCCACCCGCCUUGUCCUGCACAGCGUCGACGUCAGGCCUGCCCGGUGCGCCGGCCGGGAGUCCGACUCGGUUUCUGUGCCCAGAGGGCACCAGAAAUGCCAGGAAAUGCUCCAGGGGGAGGCAUUUCUCUCCUGUUUACUGUUACCGUACUGGGGAGCUUACGUUUUUCACUCUUGGGGUUUUGUUUCUUUAUCCACUCUUCUUUUUCCUCGUAGACUAGGUUUAUUUAUCUAAGCAAUAAUUUCUAUGUCAGUUUCAGUGGCUGGAAUUAAAACAAACCGAACUUCCAAACAGUGUGUUGGUGCCUCAGCCUUCGGUCGGUGCGCAGAUGCAGGGCCCGGUUUCCAGGGUCGCUGAGGAGCUGUGCGGCGCCACGCGGGGGGGGGCUCGCCCGGCCGUCCUGGGGCCUGCUCCCUGCCCCUUCCUUCUUCUCUGGGUUUUGUUCAUUUGUUUUGUUCCGGUAGCUUGUAUAAAAUGUUGCAGUUUCUAUUGUGAAUAAAUCCUUGGUCCUCUAGAA
Molecule: messenger RNA, 5566 nt
Organism: Artibeus jamaicensis (Jamaican fruit-eating bat)
Lineage: Eukaryota; Metazoa; Chordata; Mammalia; Chiroptera; Phyllostomidae
Gene: KDM5B
Product: lysine demethylase 5B
Exons: 27
Coding region: 165-4799 (1544 amino acids)
Biological process (GO): chromatin remodeling
Cellular component (GO): nucleus
Molecular function (GO): histone demethylase activity; DNA binding
Source: RefSeq, a predicted model, not a curated record